AUGUAUCCUCAACACUCAGCCAUGGCGCCUCAGAAGCCCGAAACCUUCAUGUUGAGCACCGAGGCUCAGCAAGCUCUGCCCCAUGACGCCCAGGUCGCCCUGCAGCAAGUCGACAACCUCAAAUACUUCCUCAUCUCAGCCCCCGUUGACUGGCAACCCGAUCAGUACAUCCGUCGAUUCUUGUUGCCAACGGGCGAAUAUGUUUCUUGCAUCCUUUGGAACAACCUCUUUCACAUUUCAGGCACAGACAUCGUGAGAUGCUUGUCGUUCCGCUUCCAGGCCUUUGGCCGACCCGUCAAGAACUCAAAGAAGUUUGAGGAGGGUAUCUUCUCUGACCUGCGAAACCUCAAGUCUGGAACCGAUGCUUCUCUCGAAGAGCCCAAGAGUGCUUUCCUCGACUUCCUGUACAAAAAUAACUGCAUUCGAACACAAAAGAAGCAGAAGGUCUUCUACUGGUACAGCGUCCCCCACGACCGCCUCUUCCUUGACGCGCUGGAACGCGAUCUCAAGCGUGAGAAGAUGGGCCAGGAAGCCACCACUGUUGCAGUCAGCGAACCUGCUCUGUCUUUUCAGUACGACUCAUCUCAGUCGCUCUACGAGCAACUGACCAAGGCUCAACAAGCCAACUCCUCGUCCUUCAGCGCCCAGCAGCAGUCUGCUUAUUCCCAGAGCCAGUCCACAUCCCCAGUCAUGCGGGCGAUGGACUCGAUGCCCCCUCCCCCGACAAUGAUGCCUCAGUCCAUGCCCCCUUUGGCGGAGGGGAUGGACGCAAUGGUACCUUACGGAUCGAUGGUAAUGCCUCACCACAUGGCUCAAGCUAUCCCCGUGAAGAGAGAACCUGAUUACACCCGUGUUCAGUACAACCAGAACGGUAUCCCUAUCACUCAGGGACACCAGCGCCACGCUUCCAUGCCUGCCUAUGCUCUUGAGUACUCGCCAGCCCCAUCCUUUGUUUCUUCUCAGUAUGAGGACUACAGCAACCGAGGAAUUUCCUUCGAGCCCAUCACGCCUCCUCAGCAGGCUUUGGGUAUUUCUGCUGAGCCCGCCUACAUCGCCAACGAGGAGACUGGCUUGUACUCCGCCAUUCCUGAUCACAUGGCUGGCAUGAACGGUCUCAACGGCAUGGUCCAGCUGCCUCCCUCCCACUUGGCUGGACCCCAGUUCUCUCGCCCCUACGGUACAAACAACGUCUACUCUGUGAUCGAAGGUUCACCGACAUAUAAGCAGAGAAGACGGCGUUCAUCCAUUCCCCCAUCUAUGUCGGCGAUUGCGAACCCUGCUGCACCUGCCCAAACAGCUUCCCACACACACACCCACCGACCUUCGGAGCUUCGACGAUCCAUCUCUGCUUCCGUCGGCCCUGUGGCCGAGGGUGAUGAGUCAGCCGAUAACUCCCCUCCUGGUCUCUCCUACAGCACCUCAGGAGUUUCUGUCAACACUCAGCACCACCCCAACAUGUCGAGGCAUGGUACCCCCCUUUCUGCAGUUGAAGGCAGCCCGGCCCCCACUUCAAUGGGAAUGCACCACCAAGAUUUCCCCCACCUUGCCAGUGAGGAAUAUGGUGAGGGCUCCAUGAGCGACCAGCGACGAUCCGUCCCCGCUCCCAACGGCGCUGUUCGACGUGCUCGUUCUGCCACUGUUAUGGAAGUCGGUCCCUAUCCCCAGAAGUCCCACUCUUGCCCCAUCCCGACUUGUGGCCGUCUCUUCAAGCGUUUAGAGCAUCUCAAGCGACACGUUCGAACACAUACACAAGAAAGACCCUACAUCUGCCCCCACUGCAGCAAGGCAUUCUCCCGAUCUGAUAACUUGGCACAACACAAGCGCACUCAUGGUCGUGAAGACGGCGGAGACGGCUCACUCCACCUUUCUGGAGAGGAAGAUGAAGAUUACUCUGGCGAUGACCAUCUCGGCUCAUUGGAAGAGGCUUCACCACACUCCGAUAGUCCUUACAUGACUGGCUCUUUGAAUGCUGCUGCUCAUGGCUCGACUCCUCCCCCAAGCGGCGCCCACCCACAAACGUUCAACAGCCUCGAGACCCUAAGCAUGCGUAUGACUAUGAGUCAACCGGCUGCUAUCAAUGCCAGUGGUAUGAUGUAA
Fusarium sp. VM40 is the source of this 2097-nucleotide messenger RNA. Lineage: Eukaryota; Fungi; Ascomycota; Sordariomycetes; Hypocreales; Nectriaceae. The record is from the annotation of a GenBank genome assembly.